Racocetra fulgida is the source of this 120-nucleotide messenger RNA. The record is from the annotation of a GenBank genome assembly. Lineage: Eukaryota; Fungi; Glomeromycota; Glomeromycetes; Diversisporales; Gigasporaceae.
AUCUUAAUGUAGUAGAGGAAUGUACAUUAUUUGAGCUUGAUUUUGGAGGAGGUUGUGAAGAUGAUGUUGUAAUUGUUGAAAGCGAUAGAAUCGAUUGUGCCGAAAGGAUUUUAGUCGAAG